AUGUGUGAAUUUGUCGCAUCGCGAGCGGAAGAAAUAUUGUCUUGCCUCGAAAUCCUUCGGGCUAGAAAAGUCGAAUUGGCCAAACUCAUCCACGGACUCCCAGAAGGCAAGGUUUGCUUCCGAGCGGACGAGUCAAUCUGCUCUCCUCAAAUGUCUGGCCGAUUGGACAGAGUCUGUGCCUCCAAACUAGCAUGCCUUGAGUCCGAGUCCCGCAGGGUGUGCGCAGGUGCAGACAAAGGUUGA
This is a messenger RNA of Protopolystoma xenopodis, 243 nucleotides long. Lineage: Eukaryota; Metazoa; Platyhelminthes; Monogenea; Polystomatidea; Polystomatidae. The record is from the annotation of a GenBank genome assembly.